This is a messenger RNA of Arabidopsis arenosa, 484 nucleotides long. Lineage: Eukaryota; Viridiplantae; Streptophyta; Magnoliopsida; Brassicales; Brassicaceae. The record is from the annotation of a GenBank genome assembly.
UCCAACACUUAGAAAAUCUGAAAAACCCUAGCCACCUCUCUUCACCACUUCAUCACUUCAUCGUCUUCAUCUCUUCAUCAUUGAACGGCCAUGGCUUCCUCCGGCCAACAGCAGGACCGCCGGCGUCCACGAAACUCCAGCUCGGGUCCGCCAGCUAGGGUUAUAGAUCUUAGUCUCCGGCGAAGCGACCCGUUGUCCCAACUCGACCCACAUCUUCUGAUGGCGAGCGAAAGCCCUGAUGUUGUUGUUGUAGCUCCCGUGGUGGUGAAUGGCGGCGCUGAAUCCUAUAAUGGAAAAGAUGAACAAUUGGAAUCUGAGCUUUCGAAGAAGCUUGAGAUUGCAGAAGAUGGUAAAGAGGACAACGAUGAAGAUGAAGGAAGCAAAGGUAAAUAACUUGAUUUUUAUUUUGGUCUUAUGAUAUCAAAGUUUUCGAUUUGAUCUUUUUUUUCUGAGAAUGGUUGAUUAAUAAAAGACUUGUGUUUUU